GCGGAGCUAGCAGGCUAAAUCACUCCGCUGCCGACCACCCUGGGGAAGUUGUCUCCGUCUCUCUGUGUGUGUGUGUCUGUGAGAGGAAAAGGUUUUAACGCACAGAGUCGGUUCGCCGGGCGGGUUCCACCAUGGAGAAUCCCAAGUUACGCGCUUUCUACAACUUGUUUUGGUGCGUUUUCGUAGCCUAGCCGCGAAGCUAACACCCGUUAGCUUAGCAUCGCUCUGUCCCCCCCACCCCCCCACGACAACAUAAAAAAGCAGCCCAGCCUCAUCUGAGCCUCGUUGGACGGCAGCAGUUUCUCACUUUACUCCCUGGUUUAUUUUGACAGCCAAACCCUCAAAAUGUCAAUCCUGGGUCUAAAGAAGAAACAGCCCAAGACUUUCAAAGUCAAAGUUAUCACCAUGGACGCCGAGAUGGAGUUCAGCUGUGAGGUGAAGUGGAAAGGUAAAGACUUGUUCGACCUGGUGUGUCGCACUGUCGGUUUGAGGGAGACCUGGUUCUUUGGACUCAGAUACACAGUGAAGGACACGUACGCCUGGCUGAAACCAGACAAACGGGUGUUGGACCAGGAGGUUCCCAAGGACUCUCCCAUAACAUUUAGUUUCCUCGCCAAAUUCUUCCCAGAAAAAGUAGAAGAGGAACUGGUCCAAGAAAUUACUCAGCACCUCUUCUUCUUACAGGUGAAAAAACAGAUACUGGAUGAAGAGAUAUUCUGUUCCCCUGAAGCAUCGGUUCUCCUGGCAUCAUACGCUGUCCAAGCCAAGUACGGCGACUAUGACCCAAACUUUCACAAGCCAGGCUUCCUGGCACAAGAUGAGCUUCUGCCAAAAAGGGUUCUGAUGCAAUAUCAAAUGACAGCUGACAUGUGGGAGGAGAAGAUCACAGCUUGGUACGCGGAGCACAGAGGCAUCGCCAGGGAUGAGGCAGAGAUGGAAUACCUGAAGAUCGCUCAGGACCUUGAGAUGUAUGGUGUCAGCUACUUUGCCAUCACUCAAAAUAAAAGGGACACCGACCUGUUACUUGGAGUGGAUGCUCAGGGUCUUCACAUCUACAGCCCCAACAGCAAACUCAACCCGAACAAGUCCUUUCCCUGGAGCGACAUCCGCAACAUCUCUUACAGUGAAAAGGAGUUCACAAUCAAACCCCUGGACAAGAAGAAAGAUGUCUUCAAGUUCUACUCAUCUCAACUACGUGUGAACAAGCUGAUCCUACAGCUGUGCAUCGGUAACCAUGAUCUAUUCAUGAGGAGAAGGAAGGUGGACUCUAUUGAAGUGCAGCAGAUGAAGGCUCAGGCUAAAGAGGAGAAGGCCCGAAAGAAGAUGGAGCGUCAGAUCCUGGCACGGGAAAAACAGAUGAGGGAGGAAGCAGAACGUGCAAAAGAGGAGAUGGAACGAAGACUUUUCCAGCUACAAGACGAGGCGCGACUUUCCAAUGAGGCACUGCUGCGAUCUGAGGAGACCGCGGACCUGCUGGCAGAGAAGGCCCAGAUUGCUGAAGAGGAGGCGAAGCUCCUGGCCCACAAGGCUGCAGACGCUGAGCAGGAGAGACAGAGGUUAGAGGUCACCGCCAUGAAGACCAAGGAGGAGAAAAGACUGAUGGAGCAGAAGAUGAGGGAGGCAGAGCAGCUGGCUGUCAAACUGGUGGAGCAGUCCGAGAGGAGGUUGAAGGAGUCCGAUCAUCUGAAACAGGACCUGACGGAGGCGAAGGACGCUGAGCGGAGAGCCAAGCAGAAGCUGCUGGACAUCACCAAAACCACUUACCCUCUCAUACCAGCGUACUCUGCUCCACCUGCUCCUCCCGAAGCAACCGACUUCUCCUAUGAGUCAGCAUCCACACGUCUCGACUUCAAGGACUCUGACAUGAAACGUCUGUCCAUGGAGAUUGAGAGAGAGAGGCUGGAGUAUAUGGAGAAGAGCAAACACCUGCAGGAUCAGCUGAAGGAGCUAAAGACCGAGAUCGAGUCGCUGAAGCUGGAGGAGCAGCAGCAGCAGGCCGGACUCUACAGCCUCCAGAGUGAGGCGAGGGGAUACGUUCAGGAGCCGGUCUACUUACCUCACAGCAACAGAAACUCUGCGUACAUGUCUCAGAUGGCCUACUUUGAAGAAGUCUGAUCCUAAUCCUUCACGAUGACGAGGGACGUGGACACCAGCUGAUGUGAUUCGCUAUUUUCUUAGGUUAUUUUUUUUACCUGGCUGAAACUAACAGACACAAACAUACACGCAUC
Hippoglossus stenolepis (Pacific halibut) is the source of this 2228-nucleotide messenger RNA. It is a transcript of the gene nf2b, whose product is annotated as NF2, moesin-ezrin-radixin like (MERLIN) tumor suppressor b. The record is from RefSeq and is a predicted model, not a curated record. Lineage: Eukaryota; Metazoa; Chordata; Actinopteri; Pleuronectiformes; Pleuronectidae. Gene Ontology annotation, molecular function: actin binding; cell adhesion molecule binding. The transcript is spliced from 17 exons. Gene Ontology annotation, cellular component: plasma membrane; cytoskeleton; apical part of cell. The coding region runs from base 346 to 2115 and encodes 589 amino acids. Gene Ontology annotation, biological process: positive regulation of protein localization to early endosome; regulation of gliogenesis; regulation of cell shape.